Molecule: messenger RNA, 1290 nt
Organism: Gilbertella persicaria
Lineage: Eukaryota; Fungi; Mucoromycota; Mucoromycetes; Mucorales; Choanephoraceae
Exons: 1
Coding region: 52-930 (292 amino acids)
Source: RefSeq, a predicted model, not a curated record
UUUUUUUUGUUUCAAAAAUGUACGUUCCCCUUUUCUUUUUCAAACUGAAGUAUGGAGCGCGCAGAUACUGAUGUUCACCAACAAAACCAAAGUAUUUCUUUUGAACUUCAGGAACAUGACAUCACCGAGAUCGGCGAAGAAGACAGUAGUGAUGAAUCGAUGAUCGAUAUUGAAAACGAUCUUAUCAAUGAAAUUCACGAGAUCAUAGACGACAACAGCGAGGUAGCCAAUAGCCAACAGAAAGCUGUAGGAGAAAUAAAAGAAGUUGAGGCAGAAAGUGAAGAAGAAAGCUCAGCACCUAAAGAACAGCUUGUCUGCACAGAUACACGCUCCAUGGAUGAUGAUUUUAUCAGUUUAAAGCGUUUUCGUGAAGACGGAACAGAAGAAGAGCAUAAAGAACGUAAUAAGCGCAUGCAUGGUUCUGGCAUCCUAUUUACUCGAGAAGCCUAUCAGAAAUACACUACAACAGAGGAAGUAGAUAAAGAAUACAAGCAUGAUUGGCAAGCCAUUUUACAGCUGGAAGAAUGGAUUGAACAAGAAGGCAUUGUGCCACGACAGCCAAAACAAGUUGAACCAGAACCAGCUAAGGUUCCUGAAGCAUCUGUCUUACCGUUACCUGUGGUUGAAGCAGAACCAGCUCCUGACAAUGUGCCCCAUAUUGGGACAAGCCCAUUAGAUGCAUUAAUGAUGAAAGAAAAAAAGGGAAGAGUAACAAGACAACAAAAGCAGAGAAUGAAUGACUUAAAAAUUGCUGCAAUGGCCGCUGGCAACAACGGACAAUCUCCUUCUUCAUCAUCAUCAGAGCGCUAUUCUCGAUAUACAAAAGAAGAACACAUUAAGUUUAUUGCUAUCAAUGAAAAAAAGAAAAAAGUAACUUCCUUUUCUGCUAUAAUACACAUACUCAGACUGUCGUUUUCUUUAGGGUAUUGAAAUAUCUGAAUUGGAUGAUCAAUGGUUUAGAGAUGUAUGUCAAGGAUUAGCAGUAGAAAAAGAUGAAUUUAUGAAAGAUCAAUGCGCAAAAGCAGUAGAAUCUGGCAUUUAUAGCACUUCAAAUCCUAAAGUAGAGCAAAUGUUUCAAAAUUAUUAUAAACUAGAAUUAGAAAGACUAAAGCUAUACCCAGUAAGUGCAUCGGUCUUAAUACAAAGAUGACCAAUACUUGAUUUAUAGCAAUUUUACAAAUACUUCCACCUGCUUAAUCUUGUGCCUGACCCACGAAAUGAAAAAUCGCUCUUGUUGUUUAAGAGAAGCUUGGGAUCCAAAGUAAGUUAAUAGGCAUUGUGUCUUUUUAU